UCCAGCUCGUCAACGCAGGCACAGCUACCUGGCCAGUCUAGGGCUGGGUCCGGAAUUCGAGCCCUACUUCGCAGGAGUGCUCUAUGACCAGAGCAUGUCCGAAGAGGACAAGUCCGCUACCCUCUACGAGUGCCUCGAGGCCAACUGUGCGGUCGCUAACAUCAACCUUCAGGACGCCGUCGCAGAACUGUUUGCGCAAUAUGCACAGGGAGGACUCUACUGGAUGGAGCCUUCGAUUUACGCCUAUUCACAGCCAUCUCUCGAUUUUCAAUAUCCUCCUGCCACGGUUGCAUCUCGCGCCAUUCCGAUUAUCCGGCCUUUGGACGAUCCUCAGCAAGGACGAACAGGAACCAAUAAUGGGACCAAAUUACUCAAUGUUGAUAAUAUGGCUCGCGAUCCUGAUUCUUGGGCUAGAAUUGAUGAUGAUGACGACGAUACCCAGGCAAAGACAUCUGCUUCUAAUGGACAUCAAUUGCGCGAUGCACUAGAUCCCUUUGAUGACGACGAAUUCAACCCGUUUGCACCCCCAAGUGCCUCUGAUCUGGAGGUUCUGAACGGCACUCGCAAUAUUCCUUAUGGAAGCUAUCAUUCCGCAACGGAUCUGCAACCCCAAUACCCGCCUCCGGUUUUUUAUUCCUCGGACGAGAGCUAUGGCGGUGGAGCUCUGGACGAUGGCUCCGUAUCGUAUUUGACGAAUUUGGACCAGGAUAUGACACCACUGGAGAUGUUGGUGCAGAUCAUCAAGGAUGUCAGUCCUGAUAAGAUUGAGAAGGCGUUUGCAAGAUCCGGAUACGAUUUUGAGCGGACGCUUGAGACCUUGAUGGCCGCGAGAGCAUCUGGUGGAGGGGAGCUCGCGAUGCCAUUCAUGGGUGAUAUCCGUUCAACACAAACCUGUCGACAUUUCUUGCAGGGUAAUUGCUUCCGCAAGGACUGUUGGUACAGCCAUGAUCUGGAUUUGAUGGUGUGCAAGUUUUGGCUCAAGGGACAGUGUUUGAAAGGCGAGACUUGCGAGUUCAAUCACUUUAUCGAUACCAGCCGUGUGACAGAAACACCUCCGCCGCCUGUGAAGCAACAGCCGCCGACAAUGGAUGAUUUCGAUUUCCCAUCAUUAUCGGCUAGCACCGCGUCUUCAAAGAAUAAGGGAUCUGCAAAGGUCAACAAGGGCAACGGACAGUCGGAUUCAAAGAAAAAUAAGAACAAUAAGAACAGUAAUGGUAACGGAGAGAGUUCGAGUGUCGCUGUGGAUGCGCUGGCGACCCAGUUGGAGGAGAAGGCCAAGGUUUCGUCGCCUCCUCUGGCUAAACCUACGAUCUCGUAUUCGGCCACCGCAGCGGCAGCCGCAUCGAAACCACUUACGCCAUUGCAACGAGCUGAUGAUGCAGAGGAGCAGCGGAGGGCGUUCAAGCUGGAGAUGGCUCCGAGCUCGAUCCCGUGGCUGGAGACAGGAUCGACCCUCAACAAUGAAUACCUCAAAUCGCGUGCACAGGCGAUCGAGUACGGCAAGGCACGUAAUCGCUGCUUCGAAUUGGCGACCCAGGCGUAUCUUCGCAAUGACGGAGCGACUGCAGCCAAGCUAUCUUUCCAGGGCCGUGAGUACAACGACUUGAUGAUGGCGACGCAUCGUGAGGCGAGUCGACAGAUCUUCAACUCGAGGAACCAGGAGAUGAUCAAGAGCACGGCCAAGGGCGAGACAUGGAUUGAUCUUCAUGGACUGCAUGUGGAUGAGUCGUUGGCAUUCUUGGACGAGUUCAUGGAGAAGCUGGAGAAGGAGGUGUACACUGGCACCGUGUAUGUGGUCACAGGCACAGGCAACCACUCGUCGAACUCGCGGGCAAAGGUCAAGCCGGCGAUCAUUGACUGGCUCGAGAGUUGGGACUAUGUGUGGAAAGAGAUGAGUCUUGACAAGGUCCAUGGCGGUGUGCUGGCCGUCCAGGUCAUAAAAGGGAAAUCCUUGAUGCGAAAAUAAAAAAAG
This is a messenger RNA of Gamsiella multidivaricata, 1972 nucleotides long. RefSeq lists its product as uncharacterized. Lineage: Eukaryota; Fungi; Mortierellomycota; Mortierellomycetes; Mortierellales; Mortierellaceae. Gene Ontology annotation, molecular function: metal ion binding. The record is from RefSeq and is a predicted model, not a curated record. Bases 95 to 1966 code for a protein of 623 amino acids. The transcript is spliced from 4 exons.